This is a messenger RNA of Emiliania huxleyi CCMP1516, 6225 nucleotides long. RefSeq lists its product as hypothetical. Bases 1 to 6225 code for a protein of 2074 amino acids. The record is from RefSeq and is a predicted model, not a curated record. The transcript has a single exon. Lineage: Eukaryota; Haptophyta; Isochrysidales; Noelaerhabdaceae.
AUGAAGAAGGAAACUGCAGUGCACGAAGCAAGCGCUGGGGGCUCCGGCUCCGGCGCAGACUCCUCGAGUGGCGCGGGUAAACGUUCGCGUGGGUCGGUGGAACGGUUCGAGGCAGGGCCCGCAAGCGGCAAGGCGGCUGGCUCGGGUAGUGGCUCGGGCAGCGGCUCCGGGAAGCGCAAGAAGUCGGGCUCGUCCGACGACUACUACCAGAUCAUCGACGGCGUCAAGUACGACCGCGCCUUGCUCGAGAUGGCGGAGGAGCUCUCGAGCGGCGGCAAGCUCGACGCGGCGGCGGUCGAGCAGCUGCUCGGGGCCAUGCAGGACGCCGGCAAGGUGACCCCGACCGAGCUCGCGACGCUGCAGUACAUCGCCGAGUCGUACAAGCUCGACAAGAAGGCGCAGGCCGCGAUGGACAAGGGGCUGGCGGCGGCGGGCGGCGCAAAAAGCCGCUCCCUCGGCGGCAACGGCUCGGGCAGCGGCUCCGGGAAGCGCAAGAAGUCGGGCUCGUCCGACGACUACUACCAGAUCAUCGACGGCGUCAAGUACGACCGCGCCUUGCUCGAGAUGGCGGAGGAGCUCUCGAGCGGCGGCAAGCUCGACGCGGCGGCGGUCGAGCAGCUGCUCGAGGCCAUGCAGGACGCCGGCAAGGUGACCCCGACCGAGCUCGCGACGCUGCAGUACAUCGCCGAGUCGUACAAGCUCGACAAGAAGGCGCAGGCCGCGAUGGACAAGGGGCUGGCGGCGGCGGGCGGCGCAAAAAGCCGCUCCCUCGGCCAGGACCCGAUCACUGUUAUCGAUGGAGUGGAGUACGAUGCCGGCAUCCUCGCUCUCGCGGAGGAGCUCGCGGCCGCCAACGGCGGGACCCUCACCAUGGCGGACGUGCAACGGCUUUGGCGGGAGAGGACGCUCGAUUUCGGCGAUGUGACGGCUGUCGAGAUGCGGACGCUCAGCUAUGUCGUCGAUCAUUUCAAGAUGGACAAGAAGGCGUCUGAGUUCUUGGUCAAGGAAGUGCAGGCCUGGAAUGCCACUCACCUGGGAGGAGCAGGCAACGUGCACGUCACCAAGGAGGGAGCCGUCGCAGCUAUGGCGGCGCAGGCCGCACUCGAUGCGGGUCUGUCGCCAGAAGCAGCACGGGCGGCGGGCGAGGCGGCUGCGCUUGCAGUGAGUCUCGGCCGGACGCAGGCAGAGGCGCUCAAGGAGGGCGCCGCUGCGGCAAAGGCAGCGCAGGCGGCACUCGACGCAGGGCUUUCGACGGACGCAGCGCUUGUUGCCGGUGAGUUGGCCGCCAAGGCGGUCAGCGAGGGGGCGACUUUGCCAGAAGCGAUGAAGGAGGCGUCGGCUGGUGGCAAGGCCGCGCAGGCCGCGCUUGACGCUGGCCUCUCGACCGAUGCCGCGCAGAUCGCUGGGUCCGAGGCGGCAAAGGCCAUUCACGAUGGCAAGUCGGCCGCUGACGCGGCCAAAGUGGGGAUUGCCGCCGGCAAAGCAGCGCAGGUUGCGCUCGACGCGGGCCUCUCAAAGCAGGCGGCGCAAGUGGCCGGCAUGGCGGCGGCCAAAGCGGUGGGCGAGGGACGCUCACCAGCCCAGGCGGCCAAGGAGGGACUGGUUGCAGGACAGGCAAUGCAGGCCGCCCUGGACAGUGGCGCAUCUACGGAGGCCGCAAGCGUGGCUGGCUUGAUGGCGGCCAAGGCGGUGAGCGAGGGCAAGACGCCGGCCCAAGCGCUCAAGGAGGGAGCUGCCGCUGCCAAGGCUGCGCAGAAGCUCAUCGACGCUUUUGUCAAGGAGGGCUUGUCGCCGGAGGAUGCCGCUGAGGCUGCGUCCGCGAUGCUUGCUGCCGGACCGCCCCAGCCCGACAUUGCCGCGGUGGCCGACCUGAUCGAGGGCGGCUUGGAUCCAGAGGAGGCCAUUGCCCAGGCGCACAACAUCGCCAAGAACAAGGAGAACGCGGCGGCUGCGAGGGGCCUUGCGGCUUCGGAGGAGGAGGCGGCGAAGAAGGCGGCGGCGGCCGCCGCCGCGGCCGACAAGAAGGCCAAGGCUCAGCAGGCCGAGCUCGCCAAGGCGGAGGCUGCGGCCGACAAGGAGCGCGCCGCAGCAGACGCGGCGGCAAAGAAGGCGGCGGCAGCAAAGGCCGCCGCCGACAAGAAGGGGAAGGACCAGGCGGCGGCUGAGUCCAAGGCGGAGGCUGCGGCGAAGAAGGUGAAGGACCUCGCUGACAAGGCUGCUGCAAAGAAGAAGGCGGCGGACCAGACCGCGGCCGAGAAGGCGGCCGAGGAGAAGGCGGCCAAGGCGGCCAAGGAUGACGCAGCAGCGAAGAAGAAGGGCGCUGCCGACGCUGCCGCGGCGACAAAGAAGGCAGCGGCUGACGCGGCCGCGGCUGACAAGAAGGCCAAGGAUCAGGCGGCGGCCGCCGCCAAAGCCGAGGCUGCUGCGGCGAAGGAGCGGGCGUUGGCGGACAAGCAGGCGAAGGACGCGGCCGCUGCCAAGGCUGCAGCGGCGAAGCAAGAGAAGGAGCUGUCGAGCGAGCAGACCAAGGCCGAGGCAGCGGCCGCAAAGGCACGCGAGGCGGAGAAGGAGGCGAGGGACGCCAAGAAGGCAGCCGACCAAGCCGCGGCCGCGACCAAAUCGAAGGAGAAGGAUGCGGCCAAGGCCAAGGCGGACGCGGACGCAGCGAUGGAGCGCGCGACGAAGGCGGCGAAGGUGGCAGAGGCAGCGGCUAAGGCAGCAGCCGAGGCAGAGAAGAAGGCAAAAGAGGCGGCAGCGGACAAGUCGGCGGCGGACAAGGCGGCCGCGCAAGAGGGCAAGUCGGCCGACGCCGCGGCGCGCAAGGCUGCCGCAGAGAAGGCGGCAGCGGAGAAGCGGAUGAGGGACCAAGGCGUCACAAAGGCCAAGGCCGAGGCAGCUGAGACAAAGGAGCUCGCAGCAUCUGAGAAGGCCGCUGCCAAGAAGGCCGCUGCAGACGCGGCGGCGGCAGAAAAGGCCGCGGAGGAGCAGGCGGCCGCGCAGGCCAAGGCGGACGCGGCAGCGGCCAAGAAGGUGGCGGCGGCCGCUGCCGCCGCGGCCAAGAGGGCGACGGCCGACGCAGCUGCGGCGGAGAAGCUCGCAAAGGACCAGGCGGCAGAGCAGGCCAAGGCGGAGAAAGUCGCUGCCAAGGAGAAGGAGGCAAGCGCUGCGGCGGCAAAGAAGGUCGCAGCCGAGAAGGCCAUCGCGGAAAAGAAGGCGAAAGAGCAGGCGGCGGCUAACGCCAAGGCGGAAGCCGCGGCGAACAAAGAGCGUGCGGCUAAGGAGGCGGCAGCGGAGAAGACGCUGGCGGCGGACAAGCUCGCCGCAGAGAAGGCGGCGAAAGACAAGGCUGCAGCCAAGGCCAAGGCGGAUGCGGACGCCAAGAAGAAGGACGCGGAUGCGGAGGCGACGGCAGCCAAGAAGGCGGCGGCGGCGGCGGCGGCGGCAGACAAGGACGCAAAGGACAAGGCGGCGGAGCAAGCAAAGGCGGAGGCCGCGGCAAACAAGGCCCGGGCUGCAGCGGAGGCGGCCGCAAAGAAGGCGGCGGCGGAGAGGGCGGCGGCGGACAAGCAGGCCAAGGAGCAGGCUGCCGCCAAGGCCAAGGCGGACGCCGCAACAGAGAAGGAAAAGGUCGCGGCCAAGGACGCGAUCGACAAGGCGGCGGCGGCUCAGAAGGCAGCGCUAGAGAAGCAAGCCUCGGACGAGAAGGCGAAAGCGGCAAAGGCGGAGGCGGACAAGGCCAAGAGCGGCGCUGCAAGCGAGAAGGCGGCGGCGGCAAAGGCGGCGGCUGAUGCGGCGGCGGCGGAGAAGCUCGCAAAGGAGCAAGCGUCGGAGGUGGCCAAGGCCGAGAAGGCGGCGGCAAAAGAGAGGGGCGCAGCUGAAGCUGCUGCGAAGAAGGCAGCGGCGGAGAAGGCUGCGGCCGAUCGGCAGGCCAAGGAGAAGGCGCAGGCAGACGCCAUGGCAGCCGCGGCAGUCAAGAAGGAGAAGGACGCGGCGGACAAGGCGGCUGCCAAAAGGGCGGCGGCGGACAGGGCGGCGGCCGACCUCAGCGGCGCGGAGAAGCUCGUGAGGCAGGCGAGCGAUGAGACGGAAAAGGCGAAGAAGCAGGCGGAUGCCGAGGCGGCGGCAGCCAGAAAGGCCAUGGAGGGUGGCAUGGCCGCGGAGAAGGAGGCCAAGGCGGCCGCCGCCGCCAAAGCCAAAGCGGAGGCGGCGGCUGCGAAGGCGGCGGCAGCGGCCGAGGCGGCGGCCAAGAAGGCGGCUACAGAGAAGGCUGCCGCGGACAAGCAGGCAAAAGACGCCGCCGCUGCCAAGGCCAAGGCCGACGAGGCCUCAUCAAAGGCGCAGAAGGCCGACAAGGAGGCCGCCGCCGCACGAGCGGCGGCCGACAAGGCUGCAACUGACGCCAAGCAAAAGGAGGCAGCGGCCGAAAAGGCCAAGAAGCUCGCCGACGCCGCGCAGGACAAGGCAGACGCCGCAGCCGACGCGGCGACCAAAGCGGCCAAGGCCGCAUCAGACGCGGAGAAGGCUGCCAAGGCAGCAGCGACGGCGGCCGAUAAGGCGGCUGCGGCAGCGGAGAAAGCAGGGGAUUCCGCGGAGGCGGCCGCCAAGAAGGCUGCAGCGGACAAGGCGUCUGCAGAUGCGAAGGCAAAGCAGCAAGCUGCCGCGAAGGCUGCAGCCGACGCCGCGGACGCUAAAGAUAAGGCCGCGGCCGACAAGGCCGCCGCCAAGAAGGCUGCUGCGGAUGCGGCGGCAGCCGAAAAGGCAGCGCAGGAGCAGGCAGCUGCAGCAGCCAAGGCGGAGGCAGCAGCGAUAAAGGCCGAGGCCGCGGCGACGGCGGCAGCUGCCAAGAAGACGGCGGCGGAUGCGGCCGCUGCCGACAAGCUCGCAAAGGACCAAAGCUCGGCGCACGGCAAGGCCGCGGACGCAGCAGGCAAGUGGCGCGACUCAGCCUCGGCAGCACUCAAGCAGGCGGCUGCCGAAAGGGAGGCGGCGGACAGGAAAUCUGCGUCACACGCCGCCGCCAAGCGCAAGGCCGACGCGGCCGAGCUAGCCGAACGCGAAGCUUACGAGACUGCGCAGUCGAUGAAGGGCGCGCCGUCGCCGCGCAAGAGGCAACGCUCGGUUAGCUUUGGGCAGAGCAGCGCCGAGAUGGCAGCGGAGAUUGCGGUGCGCGCGGCCCAGUCGGCGGCAGACAAGAUGUCGGCGGAAGAGAAGGCCGCAGCAGAUCGCCUCGGCCACGACGCGUCGAAGAGGACGCUCAGCGCGAUGGACGAUGACCUCUUGCGCGCAUUGAGCCGGCAGGAGUCCUCCUCCGGCGGUGGCGGCUCGUCCGGCGAUUACUACCAGAUCAUCGACGGCGUCAAGUACGACCGCGCCUUGCUCGAGAUGGCGGAGGAGCUCUCGAGCGGCGGCAAGCUCGACGCGGCGGCGGUCGAGCAGCUGCUCGAGGCCAUGCAGGACGCCGGCAAGGUGACCCCGACCGAGCUCGCGACGCUGCAGUACAUCGCCGAGUCGUACAAGCUCGACAAGAAGGCGCAGGCCGCGAUGGACAAGGGGCUGGCGGCGGCGGGCGGCGCAAAAAGCCGCUCCCUCGGCGGCAGCGGCUCGGGCAGCGGCUCCGGGAAGCGCAAGAAGUCGGGCUCGUCCGACGACUACUACCAGAUCAUCGACGGCGUCAAGUACGACCGCGCCGUGCUCGAGAUGGCGGAGGAGCUCUCGAGCGGCGGCAAGCUCGACGCGGCGGCGGCGCAGCGCCUUUGGGAGUCGCGGGUCGCUGACGGUCGCGGAGUGACGGAAACGGAGCUAGAGACCCUCCGCUACAUCAUGGAGACGUACAAGCUCGACAAGAAGGCGCAGGCAUACCUUCAGUCGGCCGCGAGCGGCUCGUCGUCGAGCGGCUCAUCGUCGAAGCGCAGCCUGUCUGACACCGACCUCGGCUCUGGAGGCGCGUCUUCCAAACGAGGCCGGUCGGGCGGCAAGAGCUACUACCAGCAAAUCGACGGGGUGAACUACGACCGCGAGCUGCUCGAGAUGGCGGAGAAGCUGUCCAAGAGCAACGGUGGCAAGCUCGACUUGGCGGCCGCCCAGAAGCUUUGCCAAGAGGCGUGCGAGGAUGGACGUGGCGUGACGGACUGCGAGAAGCGCACGCUGCAGUACAUUGCGCAAACACACAAGCUGAACCCGGCAGCCACGACCUUCAUGGAGAUGGAGUUCGAGCUCUCGGCUUAG